AUGGCGGCGCAACCACCAUCGCCAGACCAGUUUCCACCUGGGUAUCUGGAAGAAGAUCACGGCGGGAGAGUGAUUGCCGCUGUCACCACUAUUCUCGUUAUAACCACAGUCCUUUUUGGGCUACGACUUUGGGCAAGAAGCCUAACAACAGCACAACGAGGAUGGGACGACCAUGUAUUAAUUCCGGCUUAUAUAUUCUUACUGGCAUUAUGUGGAAGUCUGUAUGCUGAGGUAUUACAGGCUGGGCUUGGUAGACACACUGUGGCGGUGGUGAUGGAGGAUCCCAACAAGGUGACCAAGUAUCUACUGCUGCUGUAUCUCUUGGAUUGGUUCUACGUCCCAUCCAAUAUGUUAUCCCGAGUCUCGGUGGUCAUCUUGUACCUACGCAUCUUCACCGACAAGUGGGCGCGAGCUGCUUGCUGGGGCGUCAUAGGAUUCUUGGUCGCGAAUUGCGUCGCUACUAUCAUCGCUGCCCAGCUCGAAUGUACGCCCCUUGCAUUUACUUGGGAUAAGAGCAUUCAGGGUGGCACAUGCUUCAACCAGAUACUAUGGUAUCAGCUUACCAACUUCCCGAAUAUCAUAGGCGACAUUAUGAUUAUGAUUCUACCCAUUAGAACUGUCUGGGGACUAAAGGCCUCCGUUGGGCGAAAGGCUGGUAUCGCAACUGUCUGCCUGACAGGCAGUAUUGGUAUGAUAGCUUCAUGUGUGCGCACUAGCGUGUUCUUUAUUCACGCGGAUGUGAUUAUGACCGACCCAACUUUUGCUGAUGAGGCAUUUUCAUGGACGGCAAUCGAAUGUGGCAUGUACUUCUCGGCCGCUUGUCUUAUAGGUUUGCGGCCACUCCUUUCCCGCCUGCCGCAUUUCGUCAAGAAGCGCGUUCUAAAUGCCUCCGACAAUGCCGGGGGCACAUACGCUCACCAAACCGAUAAGUUGCGUCUUGGCAGGUACUACAAUAGUCAGUAUGCUAGUAUCAUAGGCGAUGACGAAUUAGGUCCACGGAGUCAAGCUGAGAUUCCGCUUCGGCCUACUAUACCACCAGCGCACUUCGCUCGUGAUCCUUACGGGAAGGAUCUAAGUAAAAGCGAAAUUCGCGUAGAGACGAAUAUCGAGAUUAGGAGGGAUUUCGAUCGGUCUUAUCCUUGA
Daldinia childiae is the source of this 1143-nucleotide messenger RNA. RefSeq lists its product as uncharacterized. The record is from RefSeq and is a predicted model, not a curated record. Bases 1 to 1143 code for a protein of 380 amino acids. NCBI's taxonomy places the organism in Eukaryota, Fungi, Ascomycota, Sordariomycetes, Xylariales, Hypoxylaceae. The transcript has 4 exons.